GACGGUCCGCUCCCAUGCGCGAUCGGAUAGCUGCGCACUUAGGCACGUCGCCUUCUGUAGCAAUAGGUAUAUUCAAGUUCUCUCCUAGAUCGGUCGGAGAGAAUGCGACAUACGUCCCCUGAAUAACUUGCUUAAAAUUACACUUUCUCUCGACGGUUGGGGUGAAAGCUCAUCUGCGAUUCAAGACCAUCGCAUCUGAAGGUCAAGUUGGACAGAUUAUGGAAACCAGGGGUUAUACACAAUUGGAUCGCGCAAACGUCUUAAGAACCCUGGAGUCUCGAUUAUCAGCCAGCCAGGACGCGGUUCAAGGCCCACAGGUUCAGCUCUUCCGAGUCAAUUCGCCUACUCCUGAUACAGCACCGCCGAAUUUCACAAUGCCGCACUGGAAACCUGGCGAAGAGUCUCCCAAUGAGGAACCAUCGAAAGAUGUACGCGCAACAACACCUUCCGAACAUCUCAUCCAGUCAUACAACAAACGGAUUCAAGUCAUGCAAGCUAUCAUAAACCAACUCCGUACUGCAGAGAAGGAUCGUCACAACGUGGAAGACGAUCUGAAGAAGGUGCGCGAAGAGCUCGAUAGGGCAAAGACAAGGAUCGGCAAUCUCGAAGAUGAACUCGAGCAAAGUGUAGAAGAACUCAAGGCUGCGAUCGAGCAACGUGACGUGGCCAUUGAAAACGCCAAUAGGUACUGCAAGGAGGCCGAAGCAGCCGGUAAGAGGUGUAGCCAACUCGAGUACACUAAUAAGGGGCUAUGUACCGUCCGAGAGGAUGAUGACAACGCCUGCAACGAUGUCGUCCGCCUUCAUAACGUCAUCUGGGGAUCGCGACCCAUCUUUGAUGAAUCGCUGAAUCAACGACUCAUGGAACAUGCCGCUCGGGGUUCUAGUUUUGCUGCCACGCGCGAUUUUAUCGAUUAUGAUGUCAGGCCUGGUGAAAGGAGGACGCUGAUUGUCGCGUAUUCGAAAGCCCCUGAUGGCCCGGUACGAUGGCUCGUUGUUGAUGAAAACGUUGAAAUGAAGUUUGAUCUCUAUUGAAUUCAGGGGUGUUGUAUCUCAUAUGUGAAUAAAUCUGACCUACAUCUACCUGAUUCAGCCUAUUCAAUAAGGGGUAACCCGGAUUCGGGUUAAAUUUAUCAUGGACUUGCCGGUUUAACAGUCGG
This is a messenger RNA of Annulohypoxylon truncatum, 1159 nucleotides long. RefSeq lists its product as uncharacterized. The record is from RefSeq and is a predicted model, not a curated record. Bases 219 to 1034 code for a protein of 271 amino acids. The transcript has 5 exons. NCBI's taxonomy places the organism in Eukaryota, Fungi, Ascomycota, Sordariomycetes, Xylariales, Hypoxylaceae.